Molecule: messenger RNA, 2201 nt
Organism: Polyodon spathula (Mississippi paddlefish)
Lineage: Eukaryota; Metazoa; Chordata; Actinopteri; Acipenseriformes; Polyodontidae
Product: serine protease 33-like
Exons: 6
Coding region: 173-1198 (341 amino acids)
Biological process (GO): proteolysis
Molecular function (GO): serine-type endopeptidase activity
Source: RefSeq, a predicted model, not a curated record
UUAAGAUCACUUGAACACAGACAACGUAGCGGAGCUGCAUGACCCCACACGCCUGCACUGUGGAGUCUGUCUGACAGACAGAUAGAUAUAUAGAUAUAUAGGUAUACAUAGAGCUGCAGUGUAUAUAUGUUGUGGUCAGUGCACAGCGACGAGAGUAAGAGACACAGACAAGAUGAGAGAGCUGUUUGGAGCUGCUUGCUUCACUAUAGGUUUCCUGCAAUGUCUGGGGGAAGCAGAGACGUUUGCCUGCGGCCAGAGGAUUGUGGGAGCAAGUCGUAUCGUGGGGGGAAGUGAUGCGCAGAAAGGGGCGUGGCCCUGGCAGGUCAGCAUCAUGAGAGACGGCUUUCCCUUCUGCGGGGGAUCCCUGAUCGACAAGAAUUGGAUCCUGAGCGCAGCACACUGCUUCCAGAGUUCCAGCAAUGUAAAACUCUACACAGUGCGCCUGGGGGCCCUGUCUCUGAGCCAGCAGCAGGGUGUGGACAGGAGGUUGCUGCGCAUUGUUGUGAGACCCGGGUUCAAGUCCGCUGAUAAGGGAGACGAUGCUGCCCUGUUAGAGCUGGAGCAGCCCGCCCCCCUCUCCGAAACCAUCCUCCCGGUGUGCCUGCCCAGCCCCUCCACCUCCUUCACAACGGGGCAGCAGUGCUGGGUGACUGGCUGGGGCAACGUCAAGGAGGGAGUGCCCCUGUCCGCUCCCCGCACUCUGCAGCAGGUCGUGGUUCCUGUCGUGGGCAGCGAGUCCUGUGACACCAUGUACCACAUUGGCACCUCCGUCAGCAAGAGCGUGCCCCUCAUCCUACCAGACAUGAUCUGCGCGGGGUACCAGGAGGGGCGCCGGGACUCCUGUCAGGGAGACUCUGGGGGUCCCUUGGUGUGCCCCAGUCCGGACGGUUCCUGGAUCCUGGCCGGGAUUGUCAGCUGGGGGGACGGCUGCGCCCAGCCCAACCGCCCGGGGGUGUACUCGCGUGUCACUUCCUUCCUGUCCUGGAUCCAGGAGACCCAGGGGCUGCCAGUCCAAACCACUUCCGGGUCGAGCGCCAGCGGCACUCAGAACUCCCAGUCCAGUCCCGAAUCCACCCUGAUCUCCGGGACCACUGGCGUGUUGUCCCAAAUUAAACCGUCGAACUCCAAGGCUUCCUCUUUCAAACCCAGCACCUUCAGCCCGCUGGCACUGGCUGUACUGACUUUGUUAGCGUUAUAAAGAACAGGGAUGGAAAUACAUUUACAAAGACUAACAGACCAGUGAAAUCCUCCUUGAUCCUGAAACCGGGUUUGUUAACAUUAGAACUAUGGCAGCUGUCAUUUUGACUGUAAACACAGUGUUUUUGGCUGCGCGCUUGCUUUGAAAAGCUAACGGAGACAUUUUCAGACGUGAAAAAUAACUUAACUAGACCUUUAAUUGAACUUUGCUUAAUUAGACAUAUUUACUUGUUUUCAGCUCUAAAACAGUUGCAGUUCAAUUUAUUUAUCAAAUGUUACAGCUAGUUUGAAAUACGCAAUUGUUCCAAGAGUUGAAAACAGGUAAAGAGGUCUAAUUGAAUGAAAACCAGCAGCCGCAGGGGGUCCCCAGGACCGAGUUUGAGAAGCCCCCUAUAGAGUACGUUUGAGUGUUUGUUGUGCCCUGACUUUUCUGUCCUUUAAGAGUUGGUCCCUGUUAAGACAAUUCGCGUCUCUCGAUCACAGCUGAGAAACACGUUCAUAAAAUUGAUUCCUUUCACUGCGUUUUUUUUUUGUUCCCUGUGAAACUACUAAUCUGGCUCUCAUCUCGAAGCUCUUUCUCGAUGGAAAUCCAGUCACGCCGCGGCACGGCUGUGAUAAAGCGCCUCCUGCAGAAAAACGCUUUUAUUUUUCAUCAGAGCUGCGAUAAAGACGAGUCGCUUAUUUGCGCGUCAUUUGUACGUUCUGCUUGUAAAUGAAAAAAUUGAGUUCCACAGCAAAACAGGCGGGUGUGUGGGAAGCUGGCUUUGAAAUCCUGAUAAAAAUUAAACUGCACUUAUUAGCUACUCUCUCCAAACCUCUCCUGUGUUUUUAAUGCUUGUUUUGUCGCGUUCCUCGGGCGAUUUAUCUGCUUUGUAAUGCUUCGAUAAGCGAGUGUUUGUGACUCUGCACCCUGCUCCCUAACCCGUGAUUUUGUUUGGAGAAAGGAUGCAGUAAAUCAAGUAAACAAAAGUCAUUUUUGUCCGGUUGUCUCGUUUGUAAAUAUU